AUGAAGUUGGCUUUACCCUCCAGUCUUGAGAAUCAUUAUGAAAUGCUCAGGCUGCUGUACACGGGCUGCCAGGGGAUUGUGGAGGUUCAGGGAUAUGUGCUGAUAGCUCACGUCUCAGUGCAUUCGGUUCCUCUGGACAAUCUGCGGAUAAUACGAGGCAGCCAGCUUUAUAACUCCAGCUACGCUCUCGCUGCCUGUCGUCACUUCAAUGACAGUGGGACAUGUAAAGACAACUGCCCCCCACCCAGCAUCUACGACCCCAACACCUUUCAGUCCAAACCCAACAAGGACAAAAAGUUCAACUUUGGAGCCACAUGUGUUAAACAGUGUCCCCAUAACUAUUUGGCAAUGGAAGUGGCAUGUACAAUGGUCUGUCCCAAAGCGAACAAGGAAGUUAUUACGGUUGAGCCAGAUGGUAAAGAAACACAGAAAUGUGAAAAAUGUGAAGGAGAGUGUCCAAAAGUGUGUUACGGACUAGGAAUGGGAAACCUUCAAGGGGUGUCAGUGGUGGAUGCCACCAACAUUGGCAUGUUCGUUGGCUGUGAGAAAAUCUACGGCAGUCUGGCUUUUCUUUCAGACUCCUUCAAAGUGUAA
Sinocyclocheilus grahami is the source of this 594-nucleotide messenger RNA. RefSeq names its product receptor tyrosine-protein kinase erbB-2-like. The record is from RefSeq and is a predicted model, not a curated record. The transcript has 5 exons. Bases 1 to 594 code for a protein of 197 amino acids. NCBI's taxonomy places the organism in Eukaryota, Metazoa, Chordata, Actinopteri, Cypriniformes, Cyprinidae.